Molecule: messenger RNA, 10118 nt
Organism: Hyla sarda
Lineage: Eukaryota; Metazoa; Chordata; Amphibia; Anura; Hylidae
Gene: ASTN1
Product: astrotactin 1
Exons: 24
Coding region: 652-4575 (1307 amino acids)
Biological process (GO): neuron migration; neuron cell-cell adhesion
Source: RefSeq, a predicted model, not a curated record
GAAUAUAAUGGAAGUGGUCCGGGGAAGAGACAUUAAAGUUGCCUGCCAUAAUAACAUUCAGCCUUGUUAACCAAAACACAAGGCAUCUGGUUAUACUAUGCAGUCCACCUUUAGCACUUGGAAUUCAGCAGUCCUUGUAUAAGGCAGGAUUAUGCUGCAUAUAGUCAGAUGGAAGCAGCUCUCUCCAUCCAUCCCUCCCUCUCCCAUCCAUCCCCUCCUUCCACCUCUCUUCUAUCUCAUGCUUCUUUCAUCUUCCUCCUGUUCCCACUGCCUUCAGACAAAAGAAAUCCCAGCCGGGCUCAGGGUCUUCAUUGCACUGAGCAGCUUCUUGUUGCUGUGCCCUGGGAAAAAAAGGGUCUUUCUUCGCUCACCCUAGCAAGAGAGAGACGGAGAGUGAGGAAGAAAGGCUCAGGGAGGGAGGGGAAGAACAAGGGAGAGGAGGGAAGAAAUAUAAAGGAAGACAGAUGGGCAGAGGUGAUAGGCAGAUGUGGUUUAGCGUGUGUAACUGUGCAUCCUGAUGCUCUGCUUGUAGGUGCAGCGAGGAGUUAAAGGGAGACAUUGUGGACAUGCCCAGGUACUGAGGGAAUUUCUGCAGUGAAGGGUUACACCAGCUGUCAGCUAGGAGACAUAGGAAGUGUUGGAAGACUAAAGAUGGCUCCUGCCGGUGCUUUCUGGGUGCUGCUAGCCGGUUUCCUGUUCGUAUCAAGAAGUGGCGGAGAGGAGGAUUCAUCCAGGGAACUUGAGUGUAAAAUGAAGAGCAUCACAGUCUCAGCUCUCCCUUUCCUCCGGGAGAACGACCUCAGCAUCAUGCACAGCCCCUCUGCCUCUGAGCCCAAGCUUCUCUUCUCUGUCCGGAAUGACUUCCCUGGGGAGAUCGCAGUCGCUGAUGAUUUGGAGAACACAGAACUGCCUUACUUUGUGUUGGAAAUUGCUGGAAAUACAGAUGAUAUCCCACUCGUUCGCUGGAGACAGCAGUGGCUUGAAAAUGGGACUCUCCUCUUCCACAUUCACCAUCAGGAUGGCUCAUCGAAUUUGCCAGGUCAGGAUGCCACCGAAGAACCUCCGGGGGAUGUAGCAGAAGAAGAAUUAAGGAUACUACACAUUUCAGUCAUGGGUGGAAUGAUCGCCCUCCUGCUGUGUAUCCUGUGCCUUCUCCUUAUUUUAUAUACUAGACGACGUUGGUGCAAGAGGAGACGUGCUCCCCAGCCGCAGAAGAGUGCGAGUGCAGAAGCAGCCAAUGAGAUCCACUACAUCCCUUCAGUCCUUAUCGGAGGCAGCCAUGGACGAGAGAGUCUCCGCAAUGCUCGUGGGCAAUCCACUCAUCCUGGAGGCACCCUUGGAAUUCGUGAAACCCCUAUCCUUGACGGUUACGAAUAUGAUGUCUCUGAGCUGCGUCAUCAUCUCCAGCGGGAGUGCAUGAAUGGUGGGGAAGAUUUUGGAAGCCAGGUGUCCCGUACCCUGGAUUCACUUCAUGGAUGCAAUGAUAAGAACACCAUGGACCUCACUCCUGUCUUUGCUCUGAAUUCUGCGUCCUCUGGAGGGGAUAAUGCCAAAAUGUCUCUGAUGAGCAAGUAUAAGGAAAGCAUGAUCUCUAACAAUCCGGGGGACCCCAACAACCAGCCCACCACCCUGCUGUCACAUGGUGCUUCCAGCCAGCAUAAAAGAAUCAACAGCAAGUCGCGAGCAGGCUCAGCCUUUCUGAACCCCGAAGGAGAAUGCGGAGGGGAGAUGGAUAGUGAAACUCAGCUAACCUUCUAUACAGACCCUUCUCGCAGCCGGAGACGCAGUCGAGCAAUAGGUUCCCCCCGGAGUCCUGUCAACAAGAUGACUCUUACCCUCCUCAGUAUAACCAGUUGUAUUAUUGGCUUGGUAUGUUCAUCCCAUAUCAGUUGCCCUUUGAUCGUGAGGAUUACCCUUCAUGUCCCAGAGCACCUCAUUGCUGAUGGAAGUCGCUUUAUCCUUCUGGAGGGUAGCCAGCUGGAUGCCAGUGAUUGGCUGAACCCUGCGCAGGUUGUCCUCUUCUCACAGAUGAACUCCAGUGGUCCUUGGGCCUUAGAUCUUUGUGCAAAAAGAAUUCUGGACCCUUGUGAGCAUUUAUGUGACCCUGAGACAGGAGAGUGUUUAUGCCAUGAAGGGUAUAUGAGGGAUCCUGUGCACAAGAACCUCUGUAUACGGAAUGAGUGGGGAACUAACCAAGGCCCCUGGCCUUACACCAUGUUCCAGAGAGGAUUCGAUCUGGUUUUGGGGGAGCAGCCAGCAGACAAGAUAUUUAGAUUUACGUAUACACUGGGAGAGGGUAUGUGGCUUCCCCUCAGCAAGAGCUUUGUCAUACCUCCUGCCGAACUGGCCAUUAAUCCGUCAGCCAAGUGUAAAACCGACAUGAGUGUUAUGGAGGAUGCUGUUGAGGUCAGAGAGGAGCUUAUGACCUCCUCCUCUUUCGAUAACCUUGAGAUUCUACUAGACUCCUUUGGACCGGUACGGGAUUGCUCCAAAGGGAACGGUGGCUGUAGCAAGAACUUCCGUUGUGUUUCUGACCGCAAACUGGAUUCUAGCGGCUGCGUGUGCCCGCCAGGGCUGAGUCCUAUGAAAGACAUGUCGGGCUGCUACAAUCGUCAGGUGGGAGUUGACUGCUCAGACGGCUUCAAUGGAGGCUGCGAACAACUGUGCCUUCAAAAAGAAGUCCCCUUCCCAGAUGACCCGGAGAUGUAUAACAUCUUGAUGGUUUGUGGCUGCAUUGAAGACUAUAAACUUGGACCAGAUGGGUUGUCAUGUCACCUGGUCACAGAAUCAUGUCCCGGUGGAGCUCACUGUGGGGAGAGUCCGGAGGUACCAAUGAACCAGACACUUUUUGGGGAGCUCUUUUAUGGUUACAAAAACCAGACAAAGGAAAUUUCACCAAGCCAGCUUCUGAAAGGAUCAUUUAGACAGAACAAUUUUGCCCGUGGACUGGAACAUCAGCUACCAGAUGGUUUAAUUGUAUCCACCAUACCCUCCGAAACCCAAUGUCACGAAGAGAUAUCCGAGCCCAUUCCUGACCCUGAUUUUCUGACAGGGAUGGUCAAUUUCAGUGAAGUAACCGGUUAUCCUUUAGUCCAGCACUGGACCGUACGAUCUGUCAUGUACCAUGUUCGGCUGAACCAAGCAACAGUCUCUCAAGCUUUCACUCAUGCUCUUCAUGCUCUCGAUGGAGCUGUGUCCCGUCUAGAAUUCAUGCCGCUGUUAGAACAGUUUGGGAACCAUUACAUCCAGGAGGCAGUAUAUGGAUUUGAGGAAACCUGCUCUAUUUGGUAUCCUAACCGGCAAAUUCAGAGACAACUAUGGCUUGAAUUCGAAGACAUAAGUAAAGGAAAUACACCAUCUGAUGAGUCUGAGGAAAGAGAGAAAGAACCAAAAGUGCUGACCUUCCCAGAGUACAUCAAUAGUCUUCUAGAUACUGGUACCAGGCGACUGAUUCAAGGCUUGCGCAUGGAGUGUCAAAGUCGUGGGCGAUGCUCCUCCUAUUGUCAGCUGUGCCAUGUUACUUCUAGUCCAGAUGCUCCACCUGAACCUGUUCUUCUUGAAGUCACAAAGGCAGUCCCAAUAUAUGAGCUGGUGAGCAACAACAAUGCUACCCAGCAGUUGCUGCAGGAAGCGGUGCUCAGUUCACUUUGGUGCUCAGGUCGUGGUGACGUGAUUGAAGAUUGGUGCCGAUGUGACUCCACAGCAUUUGGUGCGGAUGGACUUCCAACAUGCGCCCCUCUACCACAACCAGUGUUACAUCUGUCUAUGGUACAAGAGCCCAGCAGUUCCCUCCUGGUGCUCGAGUGGAUGCAUUACGAAUCCCCCAUCGGGGCACGGAUAGUAGACUAUCUCAUAAGCCAGGAGAAGGUUUCUGACAAACUGGACCAUUCUAAAAUGGAAGCGGGUAACAAUGACGAGACUGUGCUAAGUUUCGUGGAAGAUAUAAUCUCAGGAGCCAAAUCUCCCUGUGUGAUGCCAGCCCAAGUACCCGACAAACAUUCCUCGGUGAUAUCGAUUGUGGUCCGCUGCCUGGAGUCUGACACUUCUUACACGUUCACAUUAUGGGGUGUAGAUAACACGGGCAGACGAUCUGAGCCGAGUCAUGUGACUGUACGAAUGCCCUGUCCAGAGGUGGACGACAUCAAGUCGCAAGAGGUGGCUGAUAAAAUCUAUAACCUUUUCAAUGGCUACACCAGCGGUAAGGAGCAGCAAACUGCAUACAACACCUUGCUGGAACUGGGGUCCCCCAGUUUACACCGUGUACGAUUCCACUACAACCAGCACUUCCAAAGUUUUGGGGAGUUCACCUGGCGUUGUGAGGAUGAACUGGGGCCAAGGAAAGCUGGGUUGGUAUUAUCUCAGCUUGAAGCCUUGAGUCCACGAUGCAGCUAUCUUCUAGGAGAGCCAAGAAUCAGCCUACGACGCUCUUCCCUACGCUAUCUUGCCUGCCGCUACAGUGAGCCUAAAUCUAAUGCAAUGAACUGGACUGAACUAAGUAGAGACCUGAGGAAGAACUGUGAGGAACAAAUACUUAUAGUGCUGAGCAACGAUUACGGAGACAGUAAAGACAACUGAAAGUCACUGGUGCCUCGCCCAGUACCAGGACUCAGGAACAGAAUGUGCUUCAUAUAAAAGCAAGCUGGAUUCAUAACUGUACAAAAAAAAAAUGAUUUGUUGAUCAACUAGCCUUGUGUCAAGUUCUGAUCUCACAACAGAAAUUAACUGGACAACAUAUAUGACUGCCACUUGUUAGUUUCUGGAUGUAUAAACAUGGCAAGAGAUGUCAUGACCUCCUCAGUCUCAGUGCACUAAACACAAAGCAAGUGUAAUACCAGAAACCUAAACCCCAGAUGUAUAUUAUGUUAUGUCCUACAGUAAGUAUUGCAUCCAAUGUUAUGGACAUACAUACCUAAAUGGUUGCAACAAUGAUGUAACUCAGGCUCUAUGUCAUGAAAAUGUUUACCCCCAUUAUGCCAUGAAGUCUGUGCAAUGUUAACCAAGAUUUACAAACCAAUGGAAAUGAUACCAUGCUUUUUCUAUGUUAUAUCGGUAGUAAGAGUCAGUGUUCUGCCUUGGUUAAGAAGAUCCCACUUACUGUAAAUGUGUAUGAAAUAUAAAAUGAACCCCUUCUUUUCUAUACCUACAAGUGAUAAAUAAGGAUCAUUCCACACUGAGAGUUCUCUUCAUGUGUUCAGUAACUCUAACCUUGUUGGAGCUCUGAUUUAUUCUGGCUUUCCUUGAAAAGAUUCUAGAAGUAUCAGAGCUGAUCACACAGUGCCUGUUUUUUGCUGGGUUUGGUCUAUUUAUCUGUGUCUUCCAGCUACGCAACUGGGUCAGCAGCAGCUUUGCCCCAUGAAGAAGAUCCAAGUCCUUUUUCCACCAAUUUGACGUGAGCCAAGAAGGCUUUUUUUUUUUUUUUUUUUUUUUACACUUUACUAGUUUUUCUAACAAAAUUAGUUGAAAUAAUUUUUUUCAUUGACCUCAAUAGACCAGGACCAUAAAGCCAAGAUGAGUUAUGUUAAUAGUUUAUUUAUGCUGACGGGAAAUAUGUUACGUAGCUGAAAGAGAAUGUUUCAUGGAAAGACGAGCUGGUUGAAUAGUUGAAAUCCUGUUCACAUACAUAGGGACCAUUCUGUGUCUCCUCACUUGAACCAUUGACUUCAUUCAUUAUUACAGCUCCAUCUCAACUUUCUACUAUCCAAAAAUGUCCAUUCUUUUGCAACUUUUCCCUUAUCAAUUACUUAAUUUUUGCUUCCGUUUUGUGUCUUUGAUCCUAACAACUCUUUAAUGACCAUUUCCACUUCCUGUGUUUCCCAACAAAAAAAGUAUUUUACCUGGUCUCACAUAUUUACACCAAACAUUCACUCAACGUAAGUCAUCGCCGGGAAUUCACUACCAUUCACCGCUCAUCAUUGAUGGAAUUUUGCAGUUCGAUGCCUACUUGUCUCCUUGCCCAGUAGACCUCUUCAAGCGAUCACGCCCAUUUGUCCCGUUGUUCCCACUGAAUGGCCAUAUUGAAGGUCAGAUUUAAACCUUUUGGUCUAUAGGAAAUCCAACCACUUAUUAACCCAUUCACAUAAGAAGCAAUAAAGUUAACCCAAUUGUUUACUUUAAAUGAUAAAAAUUUUACCAUGUGUGGCCAUGAUUAUUUUUCAGAAAUUUUCAUGAAAUUAUAAAAUAUUCUUUUGUGUGUUAAUGGAUCAAAGAAAAAAUUUUAGUACGAUUCAAACUUUAUAUAGUUAUAAAUUUAUUACAUUUUGCUGAAUGUAUAGAUGUGUAUAGAUUUGACUCUCUCGUGUCUUUAUGUCAUACAUACACAACAUACAAAAAGUAUGAUAGGAAGCUAUAUUGAUGAUGCAAAUUAUUUAGAUGGUAAGGGCCUUUUUCAAGACACAACUCGUAAGCAUAUGAAUCAGAUCAAUCUCUUUAUUUUCAGUGGCUUAAAAAAUGUAAAGGUUCACUUUAACGCCUGGUCCUUUGAGUUCAAAGAUCAGUUAGUACAGUACAGUCAGUAAAAAAAUCCCUGGGCCAUUAAUAAGGAUAGUAGAAGUAUCAUGAGCUGAACUUCCCAGGGGAUUGGCGGUAGCUUGUCUAUAGAUGCUAGUAAUAAAAUAAUGGAGAAUGGAUCAUCUUGCCAAUAACUAAUAAAGCUAGGUUUUUUUACGUAGUAUUUUGGAAAAGUUUAUAGCAAAAAAAGUGGCAUUACCAACAGUGCAGAGUCUCAGAGAAGCAGUUCCAUGGCCCACCUUUUUUGUAGACUUGAAUUCAAUGGGAGCGGAGAUGAAGGGGUGCAGCAUUCCCUGCUCUCAUUUGCGAUAACACUGAUUUACACCUCAGUUCAUAAACCAUAUGUUAUCAUAAAUUUGUAAAUGAUUUAACUAUUACAAAAAAAAACAGAACCUAGCAAAUGAAUAGCAAAUGAAAAACUUAUGUUGUUAGCAAGGGAAGAUAGAGUAUGCUGUACUAGGAGGAUCUGCCGUUCUAGCUCAAUGAAACAUGCCAUCUUGACAGCAGAAUUGACAAUCAAUGUUCUCGUCUAUGAAUUUGUAACUUUUGCGCUAUUACUUUUGAAACCAGACCACCUGCAAUGCAAGAUUUGUUGCAAUUUGAGAGGUCAUCCAGUUCUAGAAUUUUGAUUUCCCCUCUAUCAACCUUACUUUAACUUAGACUUUGUUCAUUAGAGUCCAUUUUACUGUUUUAUUUCAAGCAACAGAGGAAUAUUGAGUUGAUGGUCAGUAUCUGUGUGAUCCGUUACACAAAAGACCCAUCAUAAAAAGGGCCAGGGCAGGAGGUAGACAGUCGCCAAGGGUUCCACUAAGAAGUAGGCAUGCAAUUUCUGGGUUACAGGUACGCUUACACAGGUUAGUUAAUCGUGAGUUGUCAGCGGCAGAAUUUCCAUAGUGGAAAAUUUGCAGCAGAUCCCAUUGAGGUCAGUGUUGUCCGCUGCAGAAUUUUGGUUGCAGUGAUUCCACUGUGUGAAUGUACCCUAAAAAACAUCUUAUUAAUUUAUUUCCAUAGACCCACUGUGUGUGUGUGUGAGGAAAGGGUGGGGGGGUGGGGGGGGGGUUACACUCUUAAUUAGUUACUUUCUCCAUUACUUCCCUGGCCAAUCACAGCAUAAUGGUGACAUGGUGCUGGUGAAAGUGCACUGAACAGGCAUGCACUGUCCUGGAGAGGAUUUAUUCAGUAUAGAACUAGAUAUAAUGAGAAGGGAGAAAGGGUUUCUGAUGAACUGGCUAUGAAAAGUGCUAUGAAAGCAGAAAUGAAAGCAACAGCAGCAGGAUCACAGCAAUGUAAGGGUUAUACUAAGCACCGAGCUGCUACACUUGCUGCUUCAUCUGAGAAGCUAAAGCUAAGGGAGAUUACACCACAGCACUGCGUACGUACAGCAGUGGGUACACUGGGGUUUACACGAGUGACAGCUGCCCAGAGCUUUAUGGAGGUCAGAGAUAAGGGUGAAGCCUUGAUUUACCUUUGAGGAACAGAGAUACAGUGUAGAUCAUUUUCAGCAGGCAUAUCAGCUCAGCUUGCAGGUACACAGCUCAGGCUUUGUCUUUCUCUUCUCCAUGUAGCACACUCCACUUCCUGUGUUUUACCCUGAUCAAGCUGUUACUAAAGACAGAUUUCCCCUAAACCAGUAGAUUACAGGAUUGAGACACCUAGUGGCCAAGAUUCCAAGCUAUUCUUUGGGGGUCAGAAGCCAAUUUUAGCUAAGGAAUUUAUUUACAAAUAUGUUAGGAAUCGCUUAGGCUGUCACAUGGAUGGAAAAUGACAGUGACCAUUUAAACCUCUGCCUUGGGCACCAAGAAAGCUAAUGAAAACUGUAGUAAUAGAAGCCAUGAUGCUAGUGUGAACAUAGCUUUAUUCAGUAGCUUACCAAGGUCGUACUCUAAAAAUAACCAGCAGUUAGCCAGCCAACCAUCUUUGGUUCUUCUUUGAAUAUUUCUCUUUAGAAAGAUGCUCUUUUGCAUAAUAUUUAGUAUAAAAUAUAGCACAGUGAAAUUACUGAGAAAAUGUGAUACUGUACCUGGCAAUUUAUCUUUGUUUUUAAGAGCAACCAAUCAAAUGUUACUUAUUGUAUAAACUGUAGAAACAUUUUAUUGCUGUCUAUAACACUCCUUAUGGAAAUCUACUAAUGAAACGGUGUUGUGAAAUGGCUCCCAUUGAUGAAACCUAUCUUUGACUAGACUAUUCAACUGAGUCAAACACUGUACGCUGUAAUGCUGUAUUUGAUUGCAUUUGGGAUCUUGAUAAUUAUCAGCAUAGUUAAAGGGGUACUCCGGCGCUAAGACAUCUUAUUCCCUAUCCAAAUGAUAGGGGAUAAGAUGCCUGAUCGCGGGUCUGAUUACUGGCGAUCACGGGGUCGGAGCAUUGUGACGUCAUGGCCCCGCCCCGUGUGACGUCACAAUCCACCCCCUCAAUGCAAGCCUAUGGGAGGGGGCGUGACAGCUGUCGCGGCGGGACCCCCACGAUCAGGCAUCUUAAGGGAUAAGAUGUCUUAGCACCGGAGUACCCCUUUAAAGGGGAGAUUUAUCAAAGGAUUUAGACUGGUUUUUCUUGUCUAAAUUUGUCGCACAGAAAGUCGCAGUCUAAAUAUGUGCGACUUUUCUGCGACUUUUGCUCUAGAGGAUUUUUAGAACAUGAUGCAUGCUAGUCUAUUUUAGACAAAAAUGCAUUGAAAAAUGCAUUGGUGCUGAAUUUAUCAAAAGCGACUUUUCAGCGACAAGUCGCAUAGGCUGAAAGUACGCCGGAAUGUCAGACCAUGUUGGAGCAGGUUUAAAUAUAGACUAAAGCAUAGAUCAUGCAGUCUGUGCACAGAAUUUAUCAAGAGCCGUGCGCCAUUUGAUAAAUUAGGCGCACAAUAGACCAGACUAACCCUCUAUAGUUUGGUCUAUAUUGAUGCGGGACAUAGACAACUUUGAUAAAUAUCCCCCUAGGUGUCUGAUAAGUUCAGCUCCCUGAACUACCCCUUUAAUAGUCUGGAAAUUGUCUGGAAACAGUCUCCAAACUGUGGACCUCCAAAUGUUUAAAAAAAAAAAUACAACUCCCAGCAUGCUUUGCAACAUCUGGAGGUUCACAGUUUGGAGACCACAGCGAUAGAGCGUCCAUAUUGCGUAUGUAAUGACCACUGCCAGUACUUAAUUCAUUAUAAAUGAAACUGUAGCAUAUGAACUAGAAGGCUCGACAGACGGGCCCCCAAAGUUAUUUGUAAUUUGAACAUACCCUAUUGGGCGGAUCUCACCAAUUUUAGCUAAAUUUCGGCAACGUUAAUCAUUUCCUUUCAUCUUUCUAAAGGUGCCUCGAAAUGACUAGUGUUGAGCGGCAUAGGCCAUAUUCGAAUUCGCGAAUAUUCGCGAAUAUAUGGACGAAUAUUCGUCAUAUAUUCGCAUAUUCGUAAUAUUUCCGUUUUAUUUUCGCAUAUACGAAUAUUCGCGCAUACGAAAAUUAGCAUAAGAGAAAAUUCGCAUAUGUGAAAAUUAGCGUAUGUAAAUUUUCGCAAAUGCGGAAAUUCGCGCCCCAGUCUCACACAGUAGUAUUAGAGCUUUCUUUACACCACAUAAGCUGGAAGCAGAGAGGGAUGAUCACUGUGAUGUGUACUGUGAAAAAAAAACAAAAAA